Solanum verrucosum is the source of this 792-nucleotide messenger RNA. RefSeq lists its product as uncharacterized. Gene Ontology annotation, molecular function: RNA-DNA hybrid ribonuclease activity; nucleic acid binding. Lineage: Eukaryota; Viridiplantae; Streptophyta; Magnoliopsida; Solanales; Solanaceae. The record is from RefSeq and is a predicted model, not a curated record. The coding region runs from base 1 to 792 and encodes 263 amino acids. The transcript has a single exon.
AUGGCGGCUAAACUCCGAUUUGAAUACACGAACAACAUGGCUGAAUAUGAAGCUUGCAUCAUCGGUCUGAAGAUGACAAUUGAUAUGAAUGUUCAUGAGUUGUUGGUUAUUGGUGAUUCAAAUUUGCUGAUUCAUCAGGUUCAAGGGGAAUGGGCCGUGAAAAACCCAAAGAUCACACCGUAUGUGCGGUAUAUACAGAAGUUGUGCAAGAGAUUUCGCAAGAUUGAGUUCAUACAUACUCUCAGGACACAGAAUGAGUUGGCUGAUGCUCUUGCCACCAUCGCAUCAAUGAUUAAGCAUCAGGAUACAAGUUAUAUUAAUCCAGUGGAUAUAGAGGUGAAAGAACAGCAUGUUCAUUGUUCACACGUCGAAGCAGAACCUGAUGGUUUGCCUUGGUAUUUUGACAUCAAGAAGAAUUUAGAGGACGGGACUUAUCCUGAGAAUGCAACGUUCAACCAGAAGAAUUCGAUACGCCGUAUGGCCCUCAGUUUCUUUGCAAGUGAGGAAAUCAUUUAUAUGAGCACUCCAGAUUUAGGUCUUCUCAGAUGUGUCGAUGCUAGUGAAGCUGCAAAGCUUCUGAAACAAAUACAUGUUGGAACUUGUGGUACUCACAUGAAUGGACUCACUUUGGCAAGGAAGAUCCUCCGAGCCGGAUAUUUUUGGAUGAUUAUGGAACACGAUUGUUGCAAGUUUGUGCAAAAAUGUCAUAAAUGUCAGGUACAUGGUGAUUUGAUUCGAGUUCCGCCUCACGAACUUAAUGAUAUGAGUUCACCCUGGCCAUUCGUAGCUUAG